GCACUCUCAUUAAGAGGAACCUCUCCGAGAUCCAGCAGUUCAGUUCGCCGAGGAGAGAGUUCGUAUCCAGCCUGAAUUAGAAGAGGGGAGCUAAGUGCAAGAGAGUCAACUGCGCUUUCAGCAACUGAAAGUUUUGUUGUUUAACGUUAGUGUCCCGCGUUCUCUAAUUCUAAAUCGCCUACAAGAAUGGAAUAUUGUGCAACACGUUAGAACCGCGAUCAUAUGGACAACUUCUAGAACUACGUAUAGAGAUCGAUCGACGGUCAACAUGGUCUAAAGGUAUUGCUUUGGGGAAAGUGAUAUCUUUAUUUACAGAUUUGAACCCGGUAUGGAACCUGAAGAGAACCGCAAUUAAAGGACCAGCUACUGGAUAUCUUCUGAGACUUAUAUCAACUUUUGACUGACAAGGAACGCCUGGGAGAGAGUUUCGCCUGGUUUUUGUAUUCAGCUCUCCCAGAAAUGGUGGGGCACCUACAUUUACAAGCUAUGGAUGACAGUCUAAAAGGAAAGAACAGGGAAGGGUUGCUCGACAGUCCGGAUUCUGGGCUUCCCCCUAGCCCAAGUCCGCCCUUCUAUUCCCUGUCCCCGGCACUGCUAGAGACGCGAUCCGCCAGCUGCACAACUUCGGCUGAACACCAUGGAGACUAUAAGAAGAAGGAGAGCAAAGAAGGCAAGCUGCUGCCUUAUCUCCUCCUGAACUCCACGGGAUUGGACAUCAAGGGUCGUAUGCACCCUGUGUUCUUUGGUGAGAGCAUCAAGGUGAACCCAAAACCAGAGCAAGAGAUCAGGUGCAAUUCGGAGGUGAAAUACGACUCGGACAAGCACUACCGGGACCAGGUGUACUGCGCGCCGGUUCCCACGGUGACCUCCUACAGCGAGACCAUCGUGGCGGUGCGCAACUGCACGUGGCGGAGCUACAAAUCGGAGCUGCAUUUCGAGCCGCGCCAGAGGCCCCUGCACUUCCAGAGCACCACCAUCAUCUUCCCCAAGCACGCCAAGAACAUUUACCGCACCACGCUCCACUACAACGCCUCCGGGACCCGCCGCUGGUUCGUCUCCAGCGUCCAGCUGGAGUCCAGCGAGGACGCCAGCCCCUGCAUCAUCUACACAGAGGACAUGUAAAAUAUACAUAUAUAUAAUCCCCUUUGCCCCUCGCCGUACCCAUCUUCCCCCCCUGGGUAGAUAAAGUAUGUGUGUGAGAGUGUGAGAGAUGGCUGAGGGAACCUUUUCUCUGGGUGUAUAGGUACUUGAAAAUAUGCAUAUAUUUUGCUUCACGUAUAUGCUAUUAGCGACCAAGUAUUUAAUUAUUUAUCUCACUUUUGACUCGCAUUUGAUCUACCAAGUUAUUGGUCGAGGCUAAAUGGAUAAAGGGAAGGUAACAAGUGACCCAUUUGUUACAAUACCCGUGUUUCCCAUCAGUCCACGGGCAUGGCUUCAUUUCAAUGCUGAAAUGCAGGGAUUUAACGGACAUGGGCUUUGCCCAUCAGGGGUACCAUAUGGCAGGCAGAAACAUGAAAACCUUAGCAAGCAAAUUAAAUAAGCAUUUAAACUCCUACUCUUUAUUCUGCACCAAAGAAGAAGAACGAAAAUCAAUGAAAAGCAGCGAGAGCCAAUUCACUCUGGAGAGACAUUCAGAGGAAACGGGUUAGAAAUGUGAAAGGCAGCAUCAACGCUGCGCUGAGAUUUACCAUGUGCAUAAUGUGCGUGUAUUUCGCAUAAUGACCGAAUCAGGCUUUCAAGACCACUGCAUUCUCUUGACAUCGUACAGAAAUUAGAGCAGUUUCAUUUUUAAAAAUUAACAUUUAAACAGGAGCAGUGCGAAUACAAAUAAGAACACUUGUCCAGCCAGCCGAACGGUCGUAAGAAACCUGUUUAAAUGAAAGCUGUGUGGAAGUCUGCUUGUAUCAGCAGUAAAGUGGCAAUGGGUCCUGUGCUAGCUUUGCUUCCUGGCUCAUUCAUCCCAUUUAGCGCAGCGGAGUCCCAUAAACAUUGCAGUCACCACCUCCCCAUGUCCAGGAACGAUGUUGGUUAAGCUAAAUUCCUUAAAGGCUUGAAAGUACUAGUCUGGGCUUUUUUAUUGCUCGCAUAACAGUGGCUGAUGCAUCUCGCUGGCUGUAAAGUUUUAUACGGAGCAUAAAGCAUUCUGGGUUGGAAUGCAACAGUGAACAGUGAAUGCGAUCUUGAACUCAUUACCGUCUUGGAGGAGGGGAUUUGGGGGUGAUUUGAGGUGCGCUUCGAAACUCCCGUCAUUUUAAGUAUGAAUAUUUCCUUUAUUACUAGACGAAUUUGAUGGUGUUGGCGAGGGGAAAGGAAAACAAAGUUACGUUCGCAGGCGUGUCAAAGGUUGGACCGAAGACAUCACACUGGGGAGGUCUCUGCCCUCUAAGCAAUCUCAGCCUCUCUCAGUGUUAUCAGGUUCCCAGAUGGUCACGACUGAUAUGGUUAGCGCCGCAAGCUGGAACAUCUCUCAGCGCUGACAGGCUUUCCUGCAUCAAACAGCCAGGGAACCCGAUAUCACUGUUCUUCAAAGCUUGUGUGAGCAACUCGGCCAAUCUCGCAGUUCCAACCGUUGUGAUCUCACUGACGCGUUUACAGUGUGUGCACUGAAUCUGGAGUGACUCUGAAUCGGGAUCAGUUUGGCCAGUCUGGCCGUGGCACACUGCAGUGAGGCCCCUUCAGUGCGUGUGCUGUAAGAGUAGGACGUGCAGUGUUGGGGGAGCCGUUUAAGAAAAGCAGAGUUUAUGUUAUGUUUAAUGUGGCUGGGGCCUUGGCUUAGCUCAGGACCCAGGGACAGACAAGAAGCACUAUGAACAGCAAAUCUGCCUUUUACGGCUUGUCAGCACUGCGGACGAAUGCUUUGAUACUUUGUUAGUAGAAGCCUGUUUCCCACCUGGAACAGUGUGAACGUAUAGGCUUGAUCGGCCAAGGAGAAGAAACGGCCUCACAGAUUUCCCGUGUUCCUUUAUUUUAAUGUUUUAAAAAGAAAUAGCUUACCGUUAAAAAGAGAUGUCGUAUUCACGUUGACACGCUGUCAUAUUCACAUGAAUACAACAUGACCUGCCAAACAUUUCUAAUUUUGGAAAAGGGUUACCUAUCACCCAGAGAGGGUGAGAGCGAUGGAGACAGAGAAAGAGACUGAGUGUGAGAGAGAGAGAGCGCGAGAGCACGCACUGUAUCUACCCUGAGGAACACCAAGUUCAGAGAGAACGAUCCUAACUUUUUCCAGUGCACAGAGUCUAAUGAAAGGAUUUAAUCAUAUUUGUCAUCUGUCCGUCUUUGUUGUUUGCUUUGCAAAAAUGUGGACUUUGGCAGUAAAGCGCUCCUGGCAGUAGGAGCUGGGAAUUGUACUUUAAAUGGUGACCAAAGUUUGAGUGAGAGAAACAGACAGAAUUACUAGACUACCCAAGGGUUUAAAAAAAAAAAAAA
This is a messenger RNA of Anguilla anguilla (European eel), 3426 nucleotides long. It is a transcript of the gene rflna, whose product is annotated as refilin A. Gene Ontology annotation, cellular component: actin filament bundle. Gene Ontology annotation, molecular function: filamin binding. Lineage: Eukaryota; Metazoa; Chordata; Actinopteri; Anguilliformes; Anguillidae. The transcript is spliced from 4 exons. Gene Ontology annotation, biological process: actin filament bundle organization; skeletal system morphogenesis; negative regulation of chondrocyte development. The coding region runs from base 460 to 1122 and encodes 220 amino acids. The record is from RefSeq and is a predicted model, not a curated record.